GUAUAAAGAGCCACUAAGCCAACUGAAGCCGAUAAAAAAACGACCCGAAACCAGGCCCAUGAAAAGUUCAGUGGAGCCGCAUGGCCAGUUUCCGGGUCGACCCGGAAAAGUAGUAGGGUUGCUAGUCUACGCUCAUCAAAGCCAAGCACGGUGUUCCCGUCGAGGAUCGGAGGAUCUCGUCGAUUCAUAGCUCUGAUCUUGAUAAUGGCAGGGAGAAAUCGUGCCCCUCGCCAUCAUAAUGGUUUCCGAAAUUUUCAUGAGCCAGUAAUGAAUUGAGAACCAGGACCCCUCCCCAUUCAUCCUGCAGCAUUGGAAGACGAACUUGAAAUGCAACAUAGAGAAAUGCAGAGGGUUCUUGCAGAGAAUCGUCAUGUAAUUGAUGAUAAUACUCUUCUUCAACGGGAAUUGACAGCUGCAAAAGAUGAGAUCCACAGAUUGGGGCAGGUCAUACCCAAACUUCGGGCCGAAAAAGAGGCAAAUAUAAGGGUAUUAAUUGAGAGAGGACUGAAGCUAGAAGCUGAUCUUCAUGCUUCUGAGCCUUUGAGGGCAGAGGUUAUCCAGUUAAGGACUGAAAUUCAGAAGUUAAAUUCUUUACGGCUGGAGCUGUUUUCCCAAGUCCAAGGCCUCACAAAGGAUAUUAAUCAAUUGCAAGCAGAGAAUCAGCAACUGGUUGGCAUGAGGGCUGAUGUCGAUGGAAUGCACAAAGAGCUUGUUGAGGCCAGGAGGGCUUAUGAAUACGAGAAGAAAGCCAAUGAAGAACAAGUUGAACAGAAGCAAGCAAUGGAAAAAAACCUCAUUUCUAUGGCUCGUGAAAUAGAGAUGUUACGGGCGGAGCAGCUGAAUGUUGAGAGGAGGACACGGGGACUUGGUUUUCUCUCUUUCUCUCACUUUCACACACGUAUACACGCAGACAAACACAUUCACUUUUAAUGAGUGGUGGGGUUUAUGGUGUGUUGAAUGGAAGCCCUGAAAUGAGAUAUCCAGGUGUUGCAUAUGGUGAUGGCUAUGGCAGCCCUUGGGGACAUUAUGACAGACAUGGCCCUUCUCGACGUUGAUUUUUCAUAAUCAUGUCUUAGAGUGCUUUGCUGUUGUUCUUCCAUACUUAUUAAGAACAUAUGGAUUCACAAAUGGUAGACAAAUGGUAAAAUGUUGUCUCAGGAGCCACCCCAACGCCACUUUGUUACCUUACCAUUACAACCAAUUUGGCUUCAAGCUGACAUGCGAGGUCCCCAAACAUAAAAUACUAAUCAAGGUUGCAGGAUGCUGCAGGAGAAUUGUAAUGUGUUCUGUUUAUAAUGAAAUGGGUAAUUGCUGUUUAUGGUGCUUUGAUUUCAGAUAAUUGGUUUAAGCUGUCAUUGUAAAGAAGUUAAAAAUUCCAAAGGUGAAAAGUAUUGCUUGUGUUUC
This is a messenger RNA of Ziziphus jujuba (common jujube), 1404 nucleotides long. Its product is annotated as protein FLX-like 3. The coding region runs from base 328 to 930 and encodes 200 amino acids. Lineage: Eukaryota; Viridiplantae; Streptophyta; Magnoliopsida; Rosales; Rhamnaceae. The record is from RefSeq and is a predicted model, not a curated record. The transcript is spliced from 4 exons.